Molecule: messenger RNA, 3596 nt
Organism: Salvelinus fontinalis (brook trout)
Lineage: Eukaryota; Metazoa; Chordata; Actinopteri; Salmoniformes; Salmonidae
Product: inactive all-trans-retinol 13,14-reductase
Exons: 11
Coding region: 16-1854 (612 amino acids)
Molecular function (GO): oxidoreductase activity
Source: RefSeq, a predicted model, not a curated record
UGUGCAGUCUUCAUCAUGUGGCUGUUGAUAUUCUUAGCCUGGUUGGUGAUAUGGGCUGGAGGGACGUACUGGUAUCUUUUCGGCAAGCCAAGCCCUUUCUCUCUGGAGUCAGUGAGGCCUCCGGGACCCCGGGAGUUUGACCAGAGGAAGAGGGACAAAGUCAUCAAACUAGGUUUCAGUGUUGACAAAGUGCCCCAGAACCUGGAUGCCAUAGUGAUUGGUAGUGGCAUUGGGGGCCUGACGGUGGCGGCCACGUUGGCCAAAGUGGGGAAGAAGGUCCUGGUCCUGGAACAGCAUGACCAGUCAGGAGGCUGCUGUCACACCUACGUAGAGAAAGGAUUUGAAUUUGAUGUUGGUCUCCACUACAUCGGCCAGCUUCAUGAGAACAGUCUGCUGCGUAUUGCCUUCGACCAGAUCACCGAGGGCCAGUUGGAGUUUGUGGAGCUGGACCAGCACUUUGACACCAUCCAGAUUGGUGAGGGAGAGGACAAACGCGAGUACACCAUCUUCUCUGGCAAGACAGAGAUGGAGGCUCACCUGAAAAAUCAGUUUCCAGACGACGUCACUGCCAUUGAAACUUUUUUCAAAAUCAUGAAGGUGUCAGCCAAGAAGACUCACUAUCUGGCCUCUCUGAAGCUGAUCCCCCAGUGGCUGGCUCUGUUCUUGCUGAAGUCCGGCAUCACACACCUCUGCUCCUCCAUCUUUACCCUCUCUGGUACUGGAGCUACAGACCUGGUGAGCACCUUGACCACCAACAAGGACCUUCACGUCAUCUUCAGUUACCUCUUCUACGGUGUCCCCCCCAAGGAUUCCAGUGUUAUGAUCAAUGCUCUUCUGUUGCACCACUACAAGAGAGGAGCGUACUACCCUAAAGGAGGAGCCAGUGAGAUCUCCUACCACAUCAUCCCUGUCAUCCAGAAGUCUGGAGGCAACGUCCUGGUCAGAGCACCUGUCACUCAGAUCCUGGUCAACAAUGACGGGGCAGCAUAUGGUGUAAAGGUGAGAAAGGGACAGGAGGAGGUGGAGGUACAUGCUCCUGUGAUCAUCUCCAACUGUGGUCUGUUCACCACCUUCCAGAACUUACUGCCCCCUGAGACCCAGACCAAGCCAGACAUCCAGGAACGUUUGGACAUGAUGAAACAUGGCAGAGGAUCAUUAUUGGUCUUCUCUGGCUUUGAUGGAACCCAAGAGGAGCUGGGUAUUGUCUCCACCAACUUCUGGCUCUUCAAAAAUAAUGAUAUGAAUGGCUCAAUGGAAGGGUUCUUUGCCAUGAGUAAAGAGGAUGCACCUGAUAACAUCCCUAUGAUGUUCAUCACCUUCCCCUCUGCCAAAGAUCCUACUGCCAAGACCAGACACCCAGGGAAAUCCUGCAUGACGAUAUUGACCAUGGUGAAGUACGAGUGGUUUGAGGAAUGGGCAGACACCUCAGUAAGGAAAAGGGGAGAUGACUACAUCAACUACAAAAUGAAAUUUGCAAACAAUCUCUUUGACCGGGCGUGCACCCUAUUCCCCAAGCUGAGGGAAAAGUUGGUGUUCCAGGAUGUUGCGACCCCCCUGACUAACAUGCACUACCUGGGAGCCCAGCGCGGGGCCAUGUACUCUGCUGAGCACAACCUGGACCGCUUCCAUGCUGAGGCUGUGGCCAGGAACCGCUGCUCUACCCCUGUCAAAAACCUCUUUAUCUCAGGGCAGGAUGUGUUCAGCUGUGGGAUAGCAGGAGCGUUGCACGGGGGUCUCCUGUGUGCCUCCACAGUCCUGGACCACAUUGUCUACAUCGACCUCCUCUUCCUCAAGAAGAAGCUGAAGAAGCAGAAAGUCAGAAAGAUGGCCAGGCUGGUUAAGAAGCUCGAGUGAGGAGACUGCACUCCAUUUCUACGCUCCGGAGCGAAGUUUCCCCUGUAAUUGAACUUUCCCCUCCCCCAAUCCUAACCUAAAUCAUUAGUUGGGACAAUUUAAAACUGACCCAAGACCAGCGUCUAGGGCCAGCUUCACCCUACACACUACUUCUACAGUAAGGUAGCCUAUAAAGGGUCGGAAAAGAAGAAGAAACCGCUAACAUCCGGUUUUCAGGGAUACAGCAUCUUCAACAUAGCUUCCAUUUCCUCUGAAAACCGCAUGUAGGGACCACAGGAGGUUGGUGGUGCCUUACUUGGGGAGGAUGGGCUCGUGGUAAUGGCUGGAGUGCAAUAGGUGGAAUGGUGUCAAAUACAACAAACACGUGGAUUCCAUGUGUUUGAUGCCAUCACAUUCGCUUCGUUCCAGCCAUUAUUGUGAGCCGUCCUCCCCUCAGCAGCCUCCACUGGUAGGGACUGCUCGAGCGGUUCUUUUACGCCUGCUAGGUUAACAGUAAGGCUGUUCUCUACUUCCUCCGCAGGACUAAGUCUGAACUGCAGGUUUCAUUCUGAUACUAUGACAUCAUAACAAGCUGAGGAGAUGGAAUCCCACAAACCAUUUCUGGUUACAUCUUCAUUCCUAGAACAUUAGCAUGAAUGUUCUGAGAGGGGUAAAAUGGUUAACACUUUUGGUUAAAACGUUUGACAGAGUUUCCCAGGGAUGUAUACAUAUUGUAUGUAACUUUACAAUUACAGAUUGAUUUGUAAAUACAGAAUCUGCCAAUGGAAAGUAAUCCUUGAAUAUAUAUGCACCACUUACACUGUGUCAAAGUUUUAAAUGUUUUAAUGUGAAUCAUUUAAUAUUGUAUUAUUGUAAACAUGUAACAUGGUAAGACCAGGUUCCAGGAUAAAGUGACUAAGGGGACAGUUUAAAUCGGCUAUCGGGCACAAUUUUUGGGUUCUUGCAUUGGAAUUAUAUUGAAUUCUGCUUAUAUCAGCUUAUACCACAAUAAACACUUCAAACCGACACUCUGAGAUCAUUGAGUGCUUUUGAAGUGACAGGUUGGCACGAAAUCUGUAGCCUAGCUCAGCUGUGCUGUAUCAGCACAAUGGACAGCGCCCUAACAUACUAAAGCAAGGCCGUUUUGGUAAUGAAUAUAGGCUACAAGAUAGGCUGUUUGAAAUAGGUGAAUUACCUUGUCUAUGUGAAUGCAGUCUUACACACCGCUGUCUUAACAAAAUAAUACUAACUAAAUGCUGAAAGUAGUAGCUUAGUUAUUCAUGCAUGCAAGCAAAAACACUGAACAGCAGUUUGGCUUAGAAUACCGACACAACUGUGAAUGCGAACGAGAACAGAACAAAACAACGGUACCAAGUAGUAGGCCUAGAAAACUAAAUAUCAGAUCAAUAGAGGCAUGACACAAUCUAGAUUUAGGUUAGUUACAUUAACAGUAAACAAUGCAGUAAACAAAAGGCUAAAUGGAGAUCCAAAUAACCAAAACCUAGCCUACAACCUACUACAGUUAGAUGUAGACAUGCACAGCGGUCUUGCCAAAUAAAUAGGCCUAUAGGCCAGCUUCAAACAUGGAAAAUCAUGCCGCUCAUGAGUUUAGCAACACCUUGUGAAAUGGCACAAUACACUUCUGUGAAUCAAAUUAAACCUACAUAAUCAACUAAGCAAUGCCAUCCUACCAUAAACACGUUUCCAAUAUUACAGUUCCAUUUACAACCACGAAAAUCAAUCAAAACCAUAAUAGAAUGGAU